UCCGACAUCUGUCACGUCGUCGAAAAGCCUAUCGUUCCAUUAUCGUCGCGAACUGUCGAACGCGUCGAACGCAUCUUCCGAAACGGAAAAGUCGUCGCGAAUAUGAGAAACGUUAUUUUCUUCGUAGUUGCCGUCGUCGUCGUCGUCGUUUCCGUCAACGGCAGGGUUUAUUACUUGGAAAAUUUAGACGGCUCGCGAAACAACGACGCGACGUUCUAUCCAAUUGCGGAGCCGCAGGCUUCUCGCGAUCUGGACUUGUCCUUCUCCGCGGGAGACCCCGUCGAGAACGAGAACGCCGUAUCUCCGAUUAAAAAGGUGUACACUCUCGUCGCACCGGAAAAAUCGUAUAUCGAACUGAACAGAGACGCGGAUCGGCCGAUCGCGUAUUACAGAUUGACCGGACCGAGUGCCCGGAGAAGCGGCUACGACGAUGUCUUCCUCGUUCCGCAGGGAAGCCGCAAGUUGAAGCUGAACGGCAAUAACAACAAGGGCGAAGUAAUCUUGGAGCUUCGUGUCGUGGCCAAUCACAACAGCAUGUGAUACCGUGCCGCGCGCUUGAACUGAAACUCUGGCUCAUUCAUCGACAAGUCGACAACUGAAGAACGGAGAUCAAAUAAGACGUCGUACCACACAAUUAAGCCACAUUGCUUUUAUUAUGUUUAAUUUACAACAAUGAGUACUUUCUAUUAAUACAUAUAGAUACAUCGAAAUAUACUAUUGUAAUAUUUA
Pseudomyrmex gracilis is the source of this 729-nucleotide messenger RNA. RefSeq lists its product as uncharacterized. The record is from RefSeq and is a predicted model, not a curated record. Bases 103 to 540 code for a protein of 145 amino acids. The transcript is spliced from 2 exons. NCBI's taxonomy places the organism in Eukaryota, Metazoa, Arthropoda, Insecta, Hymenoptera, Formicidae.